This is a messenger RNA of Bactrocera tryoni, 434 nucleotides long. Its product is annotated as endocuticle structural glycoprotein SgAbd-9-like. Bases 49 to 420 code for a protein of 123 amino acids. Lineage: Eukaryota; Metazoa; Arthropoda; Insecta; Diptera; Tephritidae. The transcript has 3 exons. The record is from RefSeq and is a predicted model, not a curated record.
UUGCUUUUCAAGCUUCAGUCAGUUUUGUGAUCUUCAAGCAGCCUCAACAUGGCAUCUGCUAAGCUGUUUCUUGCUGUAGCCAUUUUGGCGACCUUCUCUCUUACCGUAAAUGCCGGUUUUCUGGAUUAUGUUUUUCCUACCGUCAUGUCGGAAUUCUAUAGCCUGGCACCUACGAAGGAGGGUUAUCGUUUUAACUUGGAAGAACCAAAUGGUAGCAAACGUGAGGAAAUCGGUGUCAUAAUGAAUCCCGGCACCGAGGACGAGCAGCUCGUUGUCAUGGGUACCUACACGGUUUACGAUGAAAAGACAGACACCGAAACGAUCACAAUGUACACAGCCGACAAGGACGGUUACAAGCCACGCUACAUGAUUAAGAACCGCAAAUUGAGCCCGGGUGCAUUGAAAUCCGCCGCUGGUUAAGCAACGUGCUGCUA